AUGACCGAGGCAAUGAAGAACGGACAGUCGACGCCAUCUGUGCCAACAACAAUGACAAUGUCCAACUUAGAUACUAUUACUGAUAACAUGAUGACAACGCCCAUAGAAAACGCGGCCAACAACAACAUCAACAACUCGAACGGUGCCAUCAUCGUUCUUCCUGCCGUCUUUGUGGCUACCAUCCUGACGUUGAUCUUGGUGAAGAAACGACGAAUCACGAAAGGCAAGCCCAUUGACCAUGUCUUCCUCGGAUCCUGUCUUCGUCGUUGCGCCCAAGAAAAAUUCCAACUUGCCGGCCACUAUAACGCCAGCUAUUUCAACAAUCACAGCACGACGCCCAUCACUCCUUCUCCAGAGGCGAACCAAAAGUGGGGUCGUCACUACCGCAAAGCCUACAUGGCUCGCCAGAAGCGUAUCACGCUGGAUCGCGAGUACACCCAUGUCGUUUUCGGCACCUUCAGUGACGAGGUUUUCGAGAAGCAGCAAGUCAUCCUAGCCAUCAAGGCCAAUGUUGAAGCGGCGCAAUUUGAUUCCUGGCAAGAGCGGCGCAAGGCUGGAUUGAGCGUCACUGCCUACAACCGAAUCAAGGAGGAAAGUGAAGAAGAAGCUUCCGACUACAAGAUGCACUACACACAAAAAGCUUGCUGCAUCUCCACCCUUGCUGUCCCCAAUGUGGCGGACCUUCUGGUGGAGUAUGGAGAAGAGCUUGUGUGCCAGUGGGUGCACGGCGACAAGGACUUGAUUGAAGACGCCAAGUUCCACAACAACAUGGUUGCAGUGAAGGAUGAUGUGGUGGGACUAGUCAAGGCGAUGACGGCGCAUGAGAAGAAGCGUGUGCUGGUCCACCAAGAACCAAUCGUUGUCGAGACUGUUGAAGAGGAAGACGACGUCGAAGUUCAAGUCGAGAAGAUGGCAUCAUGCGACGAUGGCUAUGGCCCUGGUGCGAUUGUAGUCUACACACCACAACUCGAGACCAUUGCAGAGGAAAACGAUCAAGAGCAGGUGGCUACGAUCCAACAACAAGCUGUGGUGAUUGAGAACUUGCCGGAAGACAUGCCCCACUCACUCAAAUGCUGGACCGGUGACAACGCAUGCUACAAUAGCUGCUGGGAUGUAGUUUCUGACAUGACAUGGGAGUCACUGGAAGACGAGUCACUGGAAGAUGUCAACGAAGACAAUGUUGUGGAGGAUAACGUUGUGGAGGAUUGCGAUGAGUUUUCCCUGACUGCCGAAGAAAUUGCGUUCAUUGAACGAUACGAAGCCAAGCUCCAACAACAACAACACGAGCCAGUUGUGGAGGACAAUGUUGUGGAGGACAAUGACGAUACUGUGCAGUCGAUUGAUGAUUUCGAUUUGGAGGACGACCUUGAAUACACACUGACUGAUGCAGAUUGGAACGCACUUCGAGCCAUGGGCAACAACAAUCUUCAACAGCGUCGGACAUUUGAUCCGACGACUCAUUCCCUUCGAGGUCAUCGAAAGCAGAUGCAGCCAGGUCGAAAACAGCUUCAUAGGCCUCCACUUGGAGAUGACACAAACACACACACACAAGUCCUGGCCAGGCACCCUAGGCCGGCCCCCUCCUUCAUGGGGGACAAAAGACAAAUCACGCCGGCCCCCUCCUUCAUGGGGGACAAAAGACAAAUCACGUAUCAGCAACAACAUUAA
Molecule: messenger RNA, 1668 nt
Organism: Seminavis robusta
Lineage: Eukaryota; Bacillariophyta; Bacillariophyceae; Naviculales; Naviculaceae
Source: the annotation of a GenBank genome assembly